Messenger RNA from Condylura cristata (star-nosed mole), 3132 nucleotides. It is a transcript of the gene RETREG3, whose product is annotated as family with sequence similarity 134, member C. NCBI's taxonomy places the organism in Eukaryota, Metazoa, Chordata, Mammalia, Eulipotyphla, Talpidae. The record is from RefSeq and is a predicted model, not a curated record. The transcript is spliced from 9 exons. Gene Ontology annotation, biological process: reticulophagy. The coding region runs from base 78 to 1478 and encodes 466 amino acids.
CGAGCGGCGCAUCUGCGCAGUGGGUGUUAUUGUGACUGUCGGGCCGCGGCCCCGGAUGUUGUGGCUGCAAGGGGGAGAUGGCGGAGGCAGAGGGGGUGUCCGCGGCCCCAGGCCCAGCUCCAGGGCCGACUUUCAGGGGCCGCCGCUCUGUGUCAGGCUCCUGGGAGCGGGACCAGCAGGUUGAGACGGCGCAGCGGGCCCUGGUGGAGGUGCUGGGGCCGUAUGAGCCUCUGCUGAGCCGGGUGCAGGCAGCCCUGGUGUGGGAGCGGCCAGCCAGGAGCGCCCUGUGGUGCCUGGGGCUGAACGCGGCUUUCUGGUUCUUUGCACUGACAUCCCUUCGUCUUAUCUUUUUGGUUGCGUUCAGCUCUAUGAUCAUUGUGUGUAUAGAUCAAUGGAAGAGCAAAAUCUGGCCGGAAAUAAGAGUGCCAAGACCUGACGCAUUAGACAAUGAAAGCUGGGGCUUUGUGCACCCGCGGUUGCUCAGCGUGCCCGAGCUCUGCCACCACGUAGCAGAAGUCUGGGUUAGUGGGACCAUUUUCAUAAGGAACCUUUUGCUUUUCAAAAAGCAAAACCCAGGCAAGUUCUGCUUGCUGACCUGUGGGGUACUGACCUUCUUGGCAGUGUUGGGCCGAUACAUCCCCGGGCUCCUGCUGUCCUACUUAAUGCUUGUUGCUGUCAUGACGUGGCCCCUUGCUGUGUACCACCGGCUGUGGGAUCGGGCGUACGUACGGCUGAAGCCAGCUCUGCAGCGGCUGGAUUUCAGUGUCCGUGGUUACAUGAUGUCCAAGCAGAGAGAGAGACAAUUGCGACGCAGAGCUGUGCACCCAGAACGCGCCGCGGACGGCCACAGUGACAGUGAGGAGGAGCUUGCUGCCUUCUGUCCUCAGCUGGAUGAUUCUACUGUUGCCAGGGAAUUGGCCAUCACAGAUUCUGAGCACUCGGAUGCUGAGGUCUCCUGUACAGACAAUGGCACAUUCAACCUUUCAAGAGGCCAGACACCUCUAACAGAAGGCUCUGAAGAUCUAGAUGGUCACAGUGAUCCAGAGGAAUCCUUUGCAAGAGACCUUCCAGAUUUCCCGUCCAUUAACGUGGAUGCAGCCGGCCUGGACGACGAGGAUGACACCAGCAUUGGGAUGCCCAGCUUGACGUACCGUCACCCACCAGGAGCUGAAGAGCCUCAGGCAGUCCCUGCCAGUCGGGAUGAAGCUGCACUGCCAGAGCUCCUGCUUAGUGCCCUGCCUACAGGGUCUAACCUCACCAGCAACCUCGCCAGCCUUGUCUCACAGAGCAUGAUCCAGCUGGCCCUGUCAGGGGCCUCUCAGACAGGCCCUUCUGGCCCACUUCCUCGGAGAGCAACAAGAAGCUUCCUCCAGGCCCCCAGUUCUGACCUGGACACAGAUGCUGAGGGGGAUGACUUUGAACUUCUGGACCAGUCAGAGCUGAAUCAGCUAGACCCUGCCAGUUCCAGGAGCCAUUGAGGCAGAAACUCCUAUUGGGGUCACGGAGUUUAGGUGUUUUUUCCUCCCCAUCCCACAUAAGGUGAAGGGGCAAGGGAAGAACCCAGGUCCCAUCCCCUGAAUUAUAUUUGUAUGCUGGGUGUUCUGGUUGAUCCUCAGAGGCCUGCUGAGAGCACACUCCCCUGCCACCAGCCCGACGCCGCGUCUGAGCUCAGUCCCAGAAGUGAGUGUGUGCUCCCUUGCAGGAGGCGGCUCUCCAUCAGGAUGGUACUUCUGGGGAACAAAGUAGUCAGGGGCACUGUUUCCCCUUUGAGGGGGUGCUGCUGUUUGCUUCUAGGUGUGGGUGCUUGGGGGUCCUCAGUGACAGAAGAACCCUUCCUCUCCUUCCUCCUGUCUUCAGAGCUCUGAAAGUCAGGCAGCAGUCAGAAGACUUCCAUGGUCAUCCUCUUCCGUGCUCAGCCUUGAUUUUUUUUUGUUUUCCAACACGCUUGUCUUCUGGUUCUGCAGAGCAGGGCUGCUUCCUCCUACUGUGUUCCUCCUUGUUUCUUGAGGCUAUUCCAAAAUAGUGCUAGUGAAAUUUAAGAAAUGUGAACAUGUUGUGGAGUGAGCCGCUUCUGCGUUGCCUUGAGCCUCAGGGUCAGCUGGUUAGGAGAGUGAGUGCCUCUGUAUCCAAAGUCUCACUGAGUCCUCUGCAGCUGCCCGGUUCUCUUUGGUGCUGCUGACCCUGGCUUCCUUUGAUCAUAAGCCUGAGCAAUGAGCAAAGCAAUACCAUACCCAUUCCCAUAUUCUGUUCCUGCCUCUGCUCCUCCUCUGGAGAAGCAAUAAUUCCACGGGGGGUGUCAAAGUAGCACUUUAUAGAUAGCUCAGUGGCAUUCAUCCCAGGAGCCACCAGCUCUUCUUAUUCCCUGUUCAGCUCCAUUAAUACUUUUAUAAAGUGCUUCCCAACUUCCCUGGGUCUCCAAGGAUGAGCCCAGUUGCAAGAAAAUAGCUAUCAUGGGUGGAGGAGUGUGUCUGUUCCACUACCUUCUAGUAAAAUCAAGUGAGACAAAAAUAAAAAGUGGUAAUUAGUUUUAACCCUUGCCAGCCUAGAGCCUCUUAGCCUCCCCAAUCAGAACUCAAGUCAGACUCUUUUAUCCCGCUCUCCCUCUGCAUUGACCCUUUACUGAUCCUCAGGGACCACUCCCCAAACACCCCCGUACCUGGGUGAGGGGUGCUGAACAGAGCCCAUUUUCAUGUGCUGCAGGUGCAGGGUGUGCUAACAUGUUCACUCUUGGAUGCUGGACAAGGCAGAGGCCGGGAGGUGAAAACAGUUAAUGGUGAGAAGGCAGAAGAGUUAGCUGCUUGUUUUAGUCACUGUGUGUGAAGGAUAGGGUAAUGGCCUCUGGAGUUGUCAGACAGACUGGAUACCUCCGCCUCAGAGCCCAGAUGACUUAGGGAUGAGCUCUGAUGUGGGGGGGAAGAAGGGAGCUGUGGGAAAGUAGUGGGUUUUAUGUGUUUGCAUGAGUGUGUAGCUUCAGGCUUUGGCAGUUGACAAGAGAGAAGGAAGGGAGGAGAACAAAAUCUUUGGAAGGUGUUUCUUGUACCUGGGGGAUCGUGUUUGAAUCUCCUUAGUCCUCCACUGUGAAUUAGGAUGGGGGUGGGGAGGGAGGGAUGCUGCGAAAUAAAUCUUGGUAUG